Messenger RNA from Salvelinus sp. IW2-2015, 1757 nucleotides. Its product is annotated as prostaglandin reductase 3. Lineage: Eukaryota; Metazoa; Chordata; Actinopteri; Salmoniformes; Salmonidae. The record is from RefSeq and is a predicted model, not a curated record. Gene Ontology annotation, molecular function: zinc ion binding. Gene Ontology annotation, cellular component: mitochondrion.
CGCCGCUACAGUAGGUGUUUGGCUGCUGCUCCAAGGUUGCGCCGUGCUAUAGCCUAGUUAUCAUCAAAGCAAACAUUCUAAAAGCMCGUUAUUGCGUGUCGAUCUUAUGCGACAAAAACCGCGCUGGUAAUAUUGUUUUAAUCGCAUUGCAUCGGCGUGGCCUACCCUGCUACGUGAAGAAAGCCUAGCAUAGGCUAACGAUAAACAUAUUGAUAUCAACGCACAGCCAGUGCCCGUGAACUUUGUCACAUAGUCCCUCCCUGGUGCAAUGUCCACCUCGUUCUUAUUGAGAAACGGUAAGAGGGUGUUUUCAGUAUUCGGCGGAGUGUGCAGAGGAACCGAUGCACUUUCUAGAGUUAAUUUUAUAUCGCGCCGCUUCAUUAUAGAUUUGUCAUACUCCACGCACUUCAUGGAUUUUAAAGGUUCCUCGAUACCGAGCUCCAUGAAAAAGCUGGUCGUAACGAAGCUUAGCCAGAAUUUCAGAGACGCCGUUGCCCUGCAAACUGUUCCAGUCCCGACACCUGGGGACGGGGACUUGCUUGUCAGAAAUCGAUUUGUUGGAAUCAAUGCCUCGGACAUCAACUACUCAGCAGGCCGCUACGACCCUACGGUCAAGCCACCGUUUGACGCCGGGUUCGAGGGCAUCGGCGAGGUGGUCGGCCUCGGCCUGAGUGCCAGCGCCCGCUACACCGUUGGCGACACCGUGGCCUACUUUGCUGAUGGGGCCUUUGCAGAGUACACAGUGAUACCCAUGAUCAAGACCGUACCUGUACCCGCGGUGAAGCCAGAGUUCCUCACCCUGCUGUUAAGCGGUGCCACGGCUUAUAUCGCCAUGAAGCGGCUUGGCGACCUGGUGAAGGGCGAGACGGUGCUGGUGACGGCCGCUGCCGGUGGCACGGGACAGUUCGCCGUGCAGUUUGCCAAACAGGCCGGCUGCCAUGUUGUGGGCACCUGCUCCUCCAAUGAGAAGGCUGGCUUCUUAAAGACCAUUGGCUGCGACAGGCCCAUCAACUACACGUCCGAGGACUUGAGCGCCACGCUGCGCAAAGAGUACCCACAAGGCCUGGACGUAGUCUACGAGUCCAUAGGCGGCAGAAUCUUUGACAUGGCGGUCAACAAUCUGGCCAAUAAGGGCAGGCUGAUCGUGAUCGGGUUCAUCUCAGGGUACCAAACGGCAUCAGGGGUCCCAACUGUUAAAGGAGGGACUCUGCCCGUGAAGCUGCUCCAGAAGUCAGCCAGCGUGAGGGGGUUCUUCCUACCUCACUUCCUGUCUGACUACAAGGAGGCGAUGGGAAGCAUGAUGCAGAUGUUUGCUAAAGGGAAGCUGGUGUGUGAAGUGGACUGUGGGGACAUGGCCCCCGAGGGCCGUUUUGUGGGGCUGGAGUCCGUCUUUAGGGCUGUGGACUACAUGUACGCUGGGAAAAACGUUGGAAAGGUGGUGGUUGAGGUGACUCCACCCUCACUGGAGAGCAAACUGUGAUUUGCCUUAAUGUGAAUGCACUGGAAUCCUCAAACAAAUCAAAUGUAUGUAUGCACAUUGAAAUGACCUAUGCAAGCACAUAUGUUGAAGGCAAAUUACCCAAACUGUGACAAUCUACAGUACUCUUGAGUUGAAUAUAUUUUUUGAACAGUUUAUUUCACCUGAAUCUAUUUUGAUAUUACUAAAAUGUUGUUCUGUUCGAGACAGUUCCUUGUUAAUGUUUUUGAUGAUUGUAUUGAAUAAAGCAAAGCCAAAGUCCCAAUGAGCGGGGAUCAUA